GAAGUUGAUAAGGUACGUUUUCAGGGUCUUAUCUAAACCCAAAGUUUUAAUGGUAUCGACAGAUUAUUUUGCUAGUAUGACGGAAAGGAUUAACACAGCCUAGAGGCGGAGUUCUCAGCAACCGCUUACCAAAAUGGAUAACAUGAAACGAGCAACUGCAGAGCAGUUGAUCAAGAAUUAUUUUUACCAGCUCACCAAUGGUUGUGGGAUGACAGACUGCAACAAUGAGAAUUGUGCAUCAAAUGGACGACUGAAACUUAGUAGUAAUGAUGCAGCUGCUCUUGCAUUAAAGCUMUUUCAUGAGAAGGCUCAGCUAUGCAUUCACAGGGGAUGUUUUUUCACUGAAACAUUACUUCUAUCUACAAUCAAAUCUUGCAAGGAUGUAGGAAGCUACAAAGAACUUGUACACAGCAUUGGUAAAGUGUUUUCCGAUCCAAAGUCCUUGAACAAGAGUUUCUUGCUGAGUGAACCAAAAAAGUUGGAUGGUGCAACCCUUUUUGUAGAUGUUGAAGCCAUGAAAAGAAUAUAUGCUGCUUUAUAUGAGAUUGGUGAUUCUUCAAUAGAAAAUGCAUUGAUUAAUUCAGUGGAAACACUUUCAACAGCUGUUGAAAUGGAACUGCUUUACAAAAAUCCUAAUUGUAAAGAUCCUCAAUAUCUCAAUCAGUUUAUUUUAAUCUUUGUAAAUAGCAUGCUUCAGAGUCCUGAAUACUUAGAAAGGGCUCUGCCAAGAUUUUUGAAAGCCCUGUGUCAGUUGCCAGUCUCAGCCCAGGCACAGCUAGUGAGAAUAUGGUGUACGUUUCCAGUGGAGGACAUUCGUCAUAUGGUGGAAACAUUACAGCAAUUAAUUACCUAUCGAGUGCUGACAGGUCCCUCAGCAGUUGAUCAUGUACCAGUUCAUGAUGACGAUGUGAUAGUCAACAGUGCCAAAACUAUGAAAUUAUUAUAUUUUGUAAGCAUUAUUGAAGGUCAUAAAAGAAAUCCUGUAGAGUUGUCUGACCAUCAAAAUGAUACCAUGGACUCUGUAGCAGCAAAUACUUCAUUCUUCCAAGAUCCAUUGGUCCGAGAAUUAAAGCUUAAAUCUUCUGACUGUCAUCAGCCACUUCUGAGUUAUGAUGAAUUUGUCAAUGAACCUCUAAAUGAUCAAAUAGAAGUUGACCGGGACUACACCCACUUUAAAAGUGACCACCAGCAUAAAUUCUCAUUUCUUAAUCACACAUUUUUACUUAGUACRGCGACUAAAGGAUUAGGAUUGUUUUACGAUAACAGAGUUAGGAUGUACAGUGAGAGAAGGCUGACAAUGUUAUACAGUCUUGUUCAUGGACAUCAACAUGCUCCUUUUCUCCGUCUCAAGGUCAGGAGGGAUAACUUGAUAGGUGAUGCACUGGUCAGGCUUGAAAUGUCUGCCCAGGAUAAUCCACUGGACUUAAAAAARCAGCUUGUUGUAGAAUUUGAAGGUGAACAGGGUAUAGAUGAAGGAGGAGUAUCCAAAGAAUUCUUUCAGUUGGUUGUUGAGGAGAUCUUCAAUCCUGAUUAUGGAAUGUUYACUUAUGAUCCAGAGUCAAGGAUUUGCUGGUUUAACCCAACUUCGUUUGAAAGUGAUGCACAGUUUCGUCUCAUUGGGCUUGUUGUUGGUUUGGCAAUUUACAACAACAUUAUUCUGGAUAUCCACUUUCCAAUGGUUGUGUAUAGAAAGCUUUUUGGAAAAAAUGGAAUGUUCAAAGAUCUUGCAGAUUCUCAUCCAUCUUUGUACAAAAGCUUGAAAAACAUGUUGGAAUAUCCAGGCAAUGUGAAGGAAGAUUUCAUGUGCACAUUUAAAAUUGGCUACACUGAUGUGUUUGGCUCUAGCUUAUCUCAUGACUUGAAGGAAAAUGGAGGUGAUAUUCCAGUUACCAAUGAAAACAAAGUGGAGUAUGUCAACUUGUAUGCUGAUUUUAUCUUGAACAAGUCAAUAGAAAAACAGUUCAAUGCCUUCAAAACCGGUUUUGACAUGGUUGUGGGGGAUUCUCCACUAAUGACAUUCUUCAGACCUGAUGAAGUGGAACUUCUUGUUUGUGGUAGCAAGGAACUUGACUUCGAAGCUCUUGAGAGUGCUACAGACUAUGAUGGCGGCCUAACGAAGGAUUCACCUUUAAUCAAGUGGUUCUGGGAAAUUGUGCAUAACUUCACCCUUGAACAAAAACGGCAACURCUKAUGUUUACUACUGGAAGUGACCGAGUACCUGUUGGAGGUCUGUCCAAAGUUAAACUGAUCAUCGCCAAAAAUGGAUCAGACUCUUUAAGGUUACCUACAGCACAUACUUGCUUCAACGUUUUAUUGUUGCCCGAGUAUUCGUCCAAGGAAAAGCUAGAAGAACGCUUACUGAAAGCCAUUAAUAAUGCUAAGGGCUUUGGCUUAUUGUAAAUGCGUCGUAUAGACUCUAACUGUACGGGGGUAUGUUGAUUGAAUAUCAUGAACAAGWAGUGCAAGACUCAYUGAUGUCGUCUUAUCAAAGAGAAAUUUUCUUGUUAGUUUCUUUUUUCCGAUAUGGAUCGUUCGUCUUUCUUCCAUAUAUGGGUUUAGAUAUAGUGUAAAAGAGAUCGCCAAACUCAUGCUUAGAUAAUUUUAAGUAGAGCUGGGUUUUAAUCUUCUUUUUCCACAUUAUUUUCAGUUUAAGUUUAUUAUUCGAAAGCCAGUUUCUUAGGCCUUUUAAUAUGUACAUCCAUAUAUGGAGUCACGCGACAGAUCCUUCUCCKUUUUCCAUCCCUUGCUCCCACUGUUUCUUUUUUCUGUUCCCAUUGUCAUCUGCUGCCUUUCCGUAUUCCACAAUGCAUGCUCCUUAAGCACAUAGACGAGUUUUGAUGGAUCCCUUACCAUGCUUUUAUGUGCCAGAUUCUUGUCUUCAACUUAACCGACUGCUAUUUCACAAAACUUUAAAGUGAUGACACAAAAAUGUUGGAAAUCAUUGUCAUCCAUCCGUACUUACUGCAAAGGAUAACAGUUGCUAACAUUCCCACUUUUUUUCGAAAAGCUCACUGUUUAUUUCGAUGUCAAAACUUUACUAGCUUGGGUAAGCUAUUUCGAAAAAGGUUUUUUAAAUUGCCKUUAUUAGUACUAAUUUCGUUAUUUUUUCCGAUAACCGUUUUUGAAAUAGCUAUAAGUUUGGUGUGCUCGCGCGCUUUGUUUCCCGCGCUUUUCAUAAUGGCCGAUAUGGCCUGGAGACCAAUCGUAGUAUUGUAGUGGUAUUAUUUAACCGUGAAAACUUUAGGGCUGUUUUACACUGUGACAUAAGCAGAAACCGAAGCAGAAGCUUGUCCACACUUGACAGAAGCAUGUUCUUGUGCUUAUGAUGUCCCGGUUUGCACUCAUAAUCUUUCAACAUAAGCAGAAAGAGAAGCAGAAGAAAUUUUUCUGCUUCUGUUUUCCCCGGUUCACACAUACAAAAUACACUUCUUCUGCUUCUGCUUAUGUCACAGUGUGAAGCGGCUGUUAGGCAAUCCUGAGGAAGUAGACUACAUAUUAACGAUUUUUAACAUAGAAAAGAACGUUAGUGAUGAUCUAAUCUUAAUGAGAACUGGUAAAUAGGUGUACUUUUCACGGCUCAUUUUCCCAAAUGAAAUAUUAAGACAGAGAAGGAGGCGAUAUUAAAGGCUACUUUCAGUGGGAACGAGAUAGCGGCAAAGGGAGCGCAAAAGUAUCAGCAAAAGAAAAUUAUUGAAUGACAACUUUUGUUUAAAGUGGUCACACACGCUAAGCCUCGCAACAGAARUGUUAAGAAGUGCUAAAUUUACAGGAAAGAAUAUCAAAUACAAACCUUCAGUUAAGCUUGCUUCACCGCUGCUUCUGUCUCGUUCACCUUCACUUGCGAAAGUUCAUUGGGACAACUUUGACAACAACUUUGAUGUACUAGUUGGUUAAAUAAAAUCACUCGAUUGAACGUAAAAGUAAUUUUUGAAAACAUUUCGUCUAAAACAAAAAGUACUUGGUCCGUCUUUAAGAAAUUUGAAGUAUUACAAAAAUGUUAGGAAGGAUUUCCACAUUCAAACCAAGUGUAGGGCGAAGUCAUUAAACCCGUGAAACAAAYAUUAGACAUGACACGUAAUAUCUAUUUUACAGGUUUUUUGACUUCACUCUAAUGCCGAGAACAGUUUAAAAAAGUGUAAUGACAACUGGAAAGUAUAAGAUUAAAAAGUGGAUAUUUCUAA
This is a messenger RNA of Exaiptasia diaphana, 4182 nucleotides long. RefSeq names its product ubiquitin-protein ligase E3A. Lineage: Eukaryota; Metazoa; Cnidaria; Anthozoa; Actiniaria; Aiptasiidae. The transcript has 12 exons. Gene Ontology annotation, biological process: protein polyubiquitination. Bases 134 to 2401 code for a protein of 755 amino acids. Gene Ontology annotation, molecular function: ubiquitin protein ligase activity. The record is from RefSeq and is a predicted model, not a curated record.